UACGAGAGAGUUGGGAGAAGAAACAGCAAAGAAAUGGAGAUAGAAAGGUUGAAGAAAUUUGUGUUCGAAAACGCCAUGAAAGGAAGAUGGGAAGAAGUGGUGGAGAAGUACUCCACGGAUGCAAGAGCUCGCGGUCUGAAAAUCACUAAGCGAGGGGACACGGCGCUGCACGUGGCAGUGAGCGACGGCCAAGUUGGCGUAGUGGAAAAACUGGUCACAAUAAUAAUCUCGGAGGACAAAGGCAACACCAAGAAAGUGCUUGAAAUGGGAAACGACAGAGGCAAUACCGCGCUUCACAUUGCGGCUACGCUUGGGAAUGUGAAGAUGUGUUACGACAUAGCGUCGGUUGAGGCUUCCUUGGUGGGAAUUCGAAACCACGAGGGCGAGACACCGCUCUUCUCCGCGGCUCUGCAUGGCAACAAAGAUGCUUUCCUUUGCCUCGACGCCUUCUGCACCUGCACCAUCGACCACUGUCGAAGAUCCAACGACGGCCACACCAUUCUUCAUUGCGCCAUUUUGGGUGAUUUCUUUGAGCUGGCAGUUCAUAUCAUAGAACUGUACAAGGAACUGGUGGAGUUUGUGAAUGUCCAAGGUUUUACUCCACUCCAUCUUCUUGCCACCAAGCCUUCCGCUUUCAAGAGUGGAACUCACUUGGGAAGAUGGAAGAUGAUCGUUUAUCACUGUAUCUUUGUGGACCAAAUAAAGGUGGAACCACACUCAUUUCGUCACGCUCUACCCAAGAAGCCACUAUCACUGCACCAACGACCCUCGUAUCCAAACCAUCACAAGUGUUAUCCAGCCAACUACAGCACAUGCGCCCACUUCUUCCGUUUUCUGUGGAAAGGAAUUGGAAUGGUGUUUACUGUGGGGACAACAAACAAAAAACCCAACAGCACCACAGAUGCAGAUGCAGAGAAUCCUCCUCAACAAAAAGGGCAUGAUUCAAUGGUCAAACAUCAUGAGCUCGCAAUUCUCCCCCAAAAUUAUGCCACAUGUUUCAACUUUCUGAAAAUGGCUUCCAAGGCAGUGCUCAUAGUGAUGGGGCUAGGCUCUGCACAAAUAAAAAAGAUUCAGGAGAAGAAGGAGAAGCACACUUGGGCUGUCCAAGUUAUGAACCAACUUCUACAGUGUGCUUCAAUGUAUGAAUAUGAUGACAAUGGAGGUUCACCUACGGGAGCCAAAGAAGAGGAAGAAGAAGAAGAAGAAGAAACACAGCCUUAUCACUUCGCCAACGGCUGUGUCACCUUCGAUGAUUACAACAUCUCUGGACAUCCAACCCAUCAUCUUCAACCUCCCACGGAUUCUCCCCAACAACCAAACAUGCCGUCCCCCGAGGAGAUUAAUGACGCAGAAGAGAAAGAAGAAGGAACAAACAUUGUUAUAGAAUCGAAUGGUGGGUUGGUUGGUAAAAUCCACAAACAUAUUCCUCCAACUAUUGGAGACAAAAAAGUGGUUACCACAGCUGCAGCAGCCGCAGGGAGAACAACAGAGACGCCUGUGUUGAUUGCAGCAAAGAAUGGUGUGGUGGAGAUGGUGGAGAAAAUCCUCCAUCUAUUUCCUGUGGCCAUCCAUGAUCUAAACGCGGAUGGGAAGAACAUUGUGUUGUUGGCUGUGGAGAAUAGGCAACCUCACGUCUACCAACUAUUGGUGGAGAAAAAUAUUGUGAAACAGAGUGCCUUUCGAGUUGUGGAUUCUCAAGGCAACAGCGCGUUGCACCUUGCAGCAAAGCUGGGAGAUCAUAAGCCUUGGCUCAUCCCCGGAGCUGCCUUGCAAAUGCAAUGGGAACUUAAAUGGUAUCAGUAUGUGAAGGGAUCGAUGCCCCCAAACUUUUUCCCCCACUAUAACAAGGACCGAAAGACUGCAAGACUUAUCUUAUCCGAGACCCAUACUGAGCUGGUGGAAAACGGGGGGAAGUGGCUUACAAGCACCUCGGAGUCCUGCUCUUUGGUGGCUGCCCUGAUUGCAACCGUCGCUUUCGCCACCGCCGCCACCGUCCCGGGUGGGAACGAUCCAAAAGGCACGCCAUUGCUCCACGGGCAACCCGCCUUCAACGUAUUUGCGAUCGCGUCUCUGAUUGCACUCUCUUGCUCGGUGACGGCAUUGGUGAUGUUUCUGUCCAUCUUGACGUCGAGGUUCCAAGAAAAGGACUUCGGAGGCAAUCUGCCGAGGAAGCUUCUGGUGGGUUUAUCGACCCUUUUCGUGUCGAUUGCAGCAAUGCUGGUUUCGUUUUGUGCGGGGCAUUACUUUGUGCUAAGUGAAAAGCUUCAAUAUGCUGCAUUGCCAGUGUACGCUGUGACUUGCUUGCCAGUCACAUUGUUUGCAAUUGCACAGUUUCCUCUAUAUAUGGAUCUGGUGUGGGCUACUGUGAAGAAUGUCCCUCAGAGGAGUUAUUCCGUCGUCACCUAGACCUACACUCACUCUUCUCGCCCAUCUAAAUAAUUGUUUCCAUGUGCGCACUCAUACAUUGUAUCAGCAUGCUUUCCC
This is a messenger RNA of Cucurbita moschata (crookneck pumpkin), 2484 nucleotides long. RefSeq lists its product as uncharacterized. The transcript has 8 exons. The record is from RefSeq and is a predicted model, not a curated record. Gene Ontology annotation, molecular function: protein binding. The coding region runs from base 34 to 2406 and encodes 790 amino acids. NCBI's taxonomy places the organism in Eukaryota, Viridiplantae, Streptophyta, Magnoliopsida, Cucurbitales, Cucurbitaceae.